Molecule: messenger RNA, 2064 nt
Organism: Anopheles moucheti
Lineage: Eukaryota; Metazoa; Arthropoda; Insecta; Diptera; Culicidae
Exons: 5
Coding region: 1-2064 (687 amino acids)
Source: RefSeq, a predicted model, not a curated record
AUGAAGUGUUUUUUGCUCGUUACACUUCUUACUUUGUCGCUUGCAAACGCACAUUUAUUUAAGAAGAAACUCAUCCUCAGCUCCGAAUCGGAUGGUGGCCAUAGUGGUGGUGGAGGAGGUAGUUUUUCCAUAGGAGGUGGAAGUUUUGGGCUUUCGUUUGGAAGUGGACUGAAUGGAGCAGGAGCGGGAGGUGUCAAUGGUCAUGGAGGCUCUACUGGAGGAGGUUACGGUGGACCAAGCCACUCAAGCGGAGGAUAUGCUGGAGAUUAUGGUGGCGGUGCACCAAGCCAUUCGGGUGCUGGUGGAGGCGGUGGGCAUCAAAUAGCUGGAAGCAGUGCUUUUGCAAGUGCAAGUGCAAGUGCAGGAAGUGGAUCCUCAGUUCACGCCGGACAAGGUGAUCAUUCCAGUUACAGUCCAGCCUAUGGAGCCUCAUCCGGAUACGGACACAAUGGUGGUAAUGGUGGUGGAGCACAUGGAGGAACGUCUGGAUACGGACACAAUGGUGGUAAUGUUGGUGGACCUGUUCUACAUGCUCCCUCCGAUCAUCUUACUCCACCGGUAAGCACCGGCGGUUACCACGGAUCUGGUGGAGCCUCUCACAGCUAUGCAAACAGUUACGCUAGCGCUGGAGCUAGUGCCGGAGGACACGCUACUGUACCUCAGGGACCAGCUGGAGGCUCUUAUCAUGGUGGAUCACCCCAACAGUCGCAUGGGGUGGCCGGUCCAGCUCCUUCAGGCGUACAUGGUGGACAUGGUGGACAUGGUUUCACCAAGCAAAUCACAAUCACCAAACACGUCGAUCACAGUCCUCCGCCACGUCCGAUCGUCAUCGAAAAACCGAUACCAGUACCGGUCGAUCGACCUUAUCCGGUGUACAUCGAGAAGGAGGUACCAGUCACGGUGGUGAAGGAGGUCCCAGUUCCCACAGGAGGAAACAGUGGAGGUAGCUACGGAAGUGGUGCGGGACAUGCUGCAGCCAGUGCGAGUGCCAGUGCUAGCGCGCAUGCUGGAGCCAGUGCCGGUGGAUACGGUGGUAGCUACGGUGGUUCUAACGGAGGUGGACACGGAGGUGCUGGUGGCAAUAUUGGUGGAGGUUACGGAGGCGGACAUAGUGGAAAUGCUGGCGGGGGUGGAUAUGGAGGAGGUAGCCAUGGUGGAGGUCAUGGUGGCGCAUCGUUCACCAAGACGAUUACGUUCGAGAAAACCUUCAACAAGCAUAAACACCAUCUUCAUCAUCAUGGAUGGUGCGAUUUAACGAUGACCAUCGAUGACGAUGAUAGCUGGGAGUGCUCAUCAGCGAUCAGCCACGAUAAUCACCAUCAAGUGCUAUUGUUCACGAUGCGCAUUGCGUUAAAUUCGCAUGCGACGUUUAUAGCGCAUUCGACAAACGGAGGUAGCACGGAGGACACGAUUCGCAACAGAAAACGUUUCGAAACGAUUUUCACACCUAAAGCAAGCAUGAUUAAAUCGGUCGUCGGAUUAACGCCAGCCCCGAUGGGAUUCGUAGUGUUUGCGAUGGCCAUUGCCCUGGUGGCGAGUGCGGCCGUCGAGAAGAAGGAAGCCGAGGCGGUUCCUGCCAAGGACGGUGAAAAGAAGCAGGAAAAGCGUGGUCUGUGGGAACUCGGGUACGGUUAUGAGUCGCACGGUUGGGAUUCGCCCAAGCACGGCUGGGAGGAGCCGCAUGUGACCACCAUCACCAAGAAGGUUCACGUCCCGUACCCGGUCGAGGUGGAGAAGCACGUCCCGUACCCGGUGAAGGUGCCGUACCCGGUUACCGUCGAGAAGCACGUCCCGGUUGUGGUGGAGAAGAAGGUCCCGGUGUACGUCGAGAAGCAUGUGCCGGUGCACGUUGACCGUCCGGUUCCCUACCCGGUAAAGGUCCCGGUCAAGGUGGUGCACAAGGAGUACGUCGAGGUGCCAAAGCCCUACCCGGUGCACGUGGAGAAACACGUCCCGGUGAUCGUGAAGAAGCCCGUGUACGUCGAGAAGCACGUCCCGGUCGUCGUCAAGUCGCACGGAUGGGAACCUCAUUCCCACUCGUACUCUGAGUUCCAUUCGUGGUAA